AUGUAGGAAGAAAAAAAUGGGCUGUUCAGGGUUCAAUUUCUGCCUCUCCCGUCUUUCUACCCCUUUCUGUCUCACCUCCCUCGCGAUCGGACGGAGCCCAGGUUGCUCCUUAUCCUGAAAAUCAUUCUCUGCAGGAAAGUCCCAUUUUUACCCGUUUAUCUCUUUCGCUCACACCGAACACCGUAGGGCAACGGAGAAGACUUCAUAUACAUCGAAUGUAUAGACUUCAGAGAAAAAUACAAUAAGAUAAAGGGAUAUCGCAACCACAAAGUGUCAUCUGUGUCGGAAGAAUGCGAUCUGGAAUGUCCCUCCCACUGCUUCUCUGUGCCAUAUGUCCGCUAAUCCUGGCAUCCUCCUCCAACGUAGGUAAAGGAGCAGAGGACACGAGAGUCCUGCAUGUCACCAUCCCCAAAUCCCCACCUCCAUCCGCCACCCUGGGGGGCUCCCUGAUCCUGCCUUGCCUGGUGUCUCUGUCCCAGCCACCACCCUCCACCUCUGCCCCGGGCCGGCGGGCCGUUCUGUCCGCACCCCGGAUCAAAUGGAGCGUCCUGUCGGCGGGCCAAGAGACGGAGAUCCUGGUGGCUCGGGGUGACAGGGUAAAGGUCAGCGAGGCCUACAGGGAGCGGGCCUCCCUCCUCCACUACGCCUCGUCCCCUGCCGACCUCACCCUGCGGCUGGAGGGCCUGCGCCACAACGACUCCGGGUUUUACCGAUGCGAGGUGCAGCAGGGCCUGGAGGACGCCCAUGACCUCGUCCAAGUCAAGGUCAAAGGUGUGGUGUUCCAUUACCGGCAUGCCUCUGGCCGCUAUGCCUUCUCCUUUGCGGAGGCCCAGCAGGCCUGUGAGGGGAUCGGGUCUCACAUGGCCACACCAGAGCAGCUCCUGGCAGCGUAUCACAGCGGCUACGAGCAGUGUGACGCUGGCUGGCUCUCCGACCAAACCGUCAGAUACCCCAUUCAAAGGCCACGGGAGGGUUGUUAUGGAGACAUGGACGGGUUUCCAGGAGUGAGGAACUAUGGGAUGCAGGACCCAGAGGAACUAUUUGAUGUGUACUGCUACGUAGAAAAUAUUGAUGGGGAGGUGUUUCCUGGCACUACUCCACAGCGCCUCACCCUGGAUGAGGCCAAGGCCUUCUGCCAGGCGUCGGGGGCAGAGCUGGCCUCCACUGGUCAGCUCUACGCGGCCUGGAACGAGGGCCUGGACCACUGCAGCCCUGGUUGGCUAGCCGAUGGAAGUGUACGCUACCCCAUUGUCACCCCAAGGGAGCGCUGUGGAGGGUCACAGCCUGGGGUCAAAACCAUCUACCGCCAUUUCAACCAGACAGGCUUCCCUGAGCCGCAUGCCCGGCAUGAUGCCUUCUGCUUCAGAGGUAACAGAAGCCCCCACACUGAUGCCCCCACAGACUACAUGGCCACAGAACCAGAGGACCUUGGCCAAGACAUAGUGACCCUGAUGGAUCCGCUGGAGGAGUUCAGCCUGGGUGAGGUGACGGAGCAGGUAGAGAGCGAGGCGCAGGGUGCUCUGGAAUCUUUCCCCAUGUUCGGUGGACCAAAUGAGGGGCAGAAAGCUGUGAAGGUGCCACCUCCCACCAUUGCCUCCCAGGGUGGGCUCCCCUUCUCGGUUGAAUCCCAGACCCCUCCCACCCCUGCAUCCCAUCCUAAAGACUCUCGUCCCACGGACAACACCUGGCUAACUGCUGAAGUGAGCAGGUACCCAGAAUCUGGUGAGCCUUCAGCAAAAAACCCCAAGCACUAUCAACCCAUGCCAGAAACCAACAUAGUAUCCAAUGAUACUUCAGCUAAAAACCCCAAGCAUUAUCACCCCAUGCCGGAAACAAACCUAGACCUCACUGAGCCUUCCACUGAGAACCAUACACAUUAUCAACCCAUGCCAGAAACAAACCUGGAUUUCGGUGAGCCUUCAACUACAAACCACAAACAUUAUCAACCAAUGCCAGAAACAAACCUGGAAUCAAAAUAUGAGCCCUCAGAAGGUUCCAAGCACUACCAACCUAUGCCGGAGAUGAACCUGGAGUCCAAUGACACCUUGGGAGGAGUCCACAAUGAGAGCAUGGAAGACGUCACACCCACGAUAGUCUUUGACCAGCUGGGGGGCGAUCUCAGCCACUUCAACAGCUCUUUAAAGAUUUUCCUGGAGAGUGAGGUCCCCACAUCCAAGGGCCCUGCUGAGCAACCGGAGACCAGCACGCCAUCAGCUUAUCCAUCACCUCCCCACAACCUCACUGGUGAUGGACGCGGGCCUGAGGAGCCAAUGGCAGGAGGGAUUGAAGAGACCUCUAUCUCGGCCACAUCCCAGGGCCCGGCUUUGUCCACUCUGUCCCCCCUUCAGGAGACCUCAGCAGGGUCCGCACUGGAAGGGUCCGGGGAUGCACUUGCCAGCGCCCUCCCUGGACCCGCUGAACCCUGGGAAGUGGUGGUGGCCCAGCCUGAGGAGCCGGGUGCUUCUGCCUCAGCCGAAUCUGGGGACCAAGUCAGCUCUGGCCCCCUGAGCACGCAUCAGGUUUCACAGCAGGGAGGGUCCACAGACAUUUCCACAGUGGAGGACUCCAUACAGGAGCAGUCAGGAGUCGUGUGGCAGUCGUCGGUGGAAGCGUCUGUUAGUUCAGCUGACCAGGGGUCAGCCCCAGUUGAUGUGACAGAGAGCGGGUCUUCUGUACCCACCGUGACAGUUUCUGGGGUCCAAGACAUAAGCCAACCUGGUGUCACAGUCACCCUGCUCAGUUCCUCUGCUGUCCCCUUCAGCACCCCCAGCCCAACCUCUCCCUGGGCAGUGGAGGUGGAGGCCAGCGCCCCCAGCGAUUUAGAGACCCUCGUCCCAGAAGGAAGUGCCUCAUCUGAAGAGGAACAUCAGGAGGAGCUGGAGUUGGUGGAUCAGAUUGACCUGUCCUCAAAUGAUUCGCUUGAGAGACAUCCAGUCCCUGGAAAAGACUUCCCCAGACUGUCCAUAACUUCAUCUGCACCACUUGUCAACUUCACAGAUACAAACGCAACUGCACCUGCUGACACUGAUAAUACCACUGACUAUGGAGAGAGGUACCUGUCUACAGCCUCCUCUGUGCUAUCCCUUGAGUUCACCGAAACACCUACAGUUGUCCUUGAGAGCGCCAAUACCACCUCUGACCAUGAAGAGGACAGUGAGCAUGAGGUAGGCACCAAGGCCCCAGCCCCUGUGUCAGUGGUGACACUUCUUCCCGACGAAUCCCAGACCACCAGCUGGGGCACAUGGCCUUCCCCAACUGCACCAGAGGAGUCCCGCUCUGACCUUGAAUACAGUGGGGAGGAGCAUCCUGAUGAGACCCAGGAGCACAUCCCAAAAUCCUCAGUUGAGCCUGACUUUUCCAAGCCAGACACUCAAUCCGCCACACCUGGCUAUCCCACUACUGCCACCACAACCCCAGCUGCCCUAACUACAACAACCACCGAGCGGCCCUCCGAGCCCCAGAGCCCCAGGGCCACUGAAGGGCUCCUGGAAAAGGCUGACCUGGAUGAGGCCAUUUUUGAGGGCCAAACCACCACAGCGGACAGGGAUGAGGAUGAACUGGAAUUAGCCCCUACCCAGCCACCCACUCUUGCCAGCCUGCCCAAUGAAAGGGCAGCGGUGGGAAGGGGGAGGAACAUUUCAGACGCCUGCCUGGAGAACCCCUGUGCCAAUGGGGGUACUUGCGUCGAGGAAGGGGGGUCCGUCAAGUGCCUCUGUCUGCCAACUUAUGGAGGGGAUCUCUGUCAGACGGACCUCGAGCUCUGUGAGGUUGGCUGGGAGAAGUUCCAGGGCUUCUGCUACAAGCACUUUUCCAACCGGCAGGGCUGGGAAGUUGCGGAGCAGCACUGUCGCAUGUGCGGGGGGCACCUGGUGUCCGUAAUGACCCCCGAAGAGCAGAACUUCAUCAACAAUAAUUACAAGGAGUAUCAAUGGAUCGGCCUGAAUGACAAAACCAUUGAGGGGGACUUCCGCUGGUCCGAUGGCAACCCCGUGCUGUAUGAGAACUGGUACAAGGGGCAGCCGGACAGCUACUUCCUGUCAGGGGAGGACUGCGUAGUGAUGGUAUGGCAUGAUGGGGGGCGCUGGAGUGACGUUCCUUGCAACUAUCACCUGUCCUACACCUGCAAGAAAGGCACCUCUUCCUGCAGCCAGCCCCCCUUUGUGCCCAACGCCAGAGUGUUCGGCAAGCCGCGGUCACGCUACGAGACCAACUCGGUGGUGCGCUACUACUGCACGGAGGGGUUCCUCCAGAGGCACUACCCCGUCAUCAAGUGCCUGCCCUCUGGCAAGUGGGAGGAGCCUCAGAUCCUCUGUAUUCCAGAUCCGGCAAACCCAUCAGUCAGAGAGCAAGUCACAGCACUCCCUGCCCAAAAGGAGGAGGAGACCGUGGAGGACACGGCCACGGAGAAGGCCACGCCACAGUUCUGGGACAUCAAAUGGAAUUUUUGAGUCCUCUCACCCCACCUUUUCACAAAACACCCUAAACACCACAUGCCCCUCCCUUAAACCUGUACCCCCUGUAUCCACCUCAGAGAAGGGCCCAACUCUGUUCCUCUAUCUCUGAACUACUCUCAAACAGCUCAGAUUCACCUUAUGUCUUUAUACUUUAAAAUAUGGAGGUAUAAUCUACGUAAGGUUAUUGUCAACAUUUGGAGACAUAUUGUCAUAUUGAUAAUAAGGCAAAAAGACACAUACUAAAUAUGGGUGUCAAUAUGAGCUAAUGCUAUGGCCUUGUGGCUCAUUUAAAAGCUGGACAUAUUCCACUUGAAAAUGUCAGGGGCAGCAACCGUGCUGGAGAAAAGUAAAAUCCUUAACAGGUUUUUGACAAUAACCUGGAUCGAGUUAUACCUCCUUAUGUGUGCACCCUUGCCUUAAAUGUGCCCUUGUGCAGGGAUACUCCCAGUUUAGGGCCACAGUAGCAUCCGAAUGCAAGGGUCCACUGUAUACAGCACAGUGCAAUGGGCACUCCCUUGGACUGAAACAUAUCUGUUGUUCAGGUGUACUGUGUGUAAGGCAAUUCUGGUCCACAAGGAUUGAAUGAGUCUGUCAUUUGUACUAUAUGUAUGAGUCUCACUUUU
This is a messenger RNA of Megalops cyprinoides (Indo-Pacific tarpon), 5077 nucleotides long. RefSeq names its product brevican core protein-like. NCBI's taxonomy places the organism in Eukaryota, Metazoa, Chordata, Actinopteri, Elopiformes, Megalopidae. Bases 291 to 4448 code for a protein of 1385 amino acids. Gene Ontology annotation, biological process: cell adhesion. The transcript has 14 exons. Gene Ontology annotation, molecular function: hyaluronic acid binding. The record is from RefSeq and is a predicted model, not a curated record.